Molecule: messenger RNA, 5894 nt
Organism: Epinephelus fuscoguttatus (brown-marbled grouper)
Lineage: Eukaryota; Metazoa; Chordata; Actinopteri; Perciformes; Serranidae
Product: tetratricopeptide repeat protein 39C
Exons: 14
Coding region: 118-1854 (578 amino acids)
Biological process (GO): otolith morphogenesis; cilium assembly
Molecular function (GO): protein binding
Source: RefSeq, a predicted model, not a curated record
UCUCCUCCAUCAGUGGAAAUAAACCAAUGCGGGUUUGUUUCAGAGGACAAACAGGUUCUGAUUUUGUUCUCCGUCGCACCGGUCUCAUCCAGCAGCCACUGCGCUGUAGUAUAAACAAUGGCGGGUCCCGAGCAGUCCCAGCAGCAGCAGCAGGUAGAGGAGAAGGCAGAGCACAUAGAUGAUGCUGAGAUGGCCCUGCAAGGGAUCAACAUGCUGCUCAACAACGGAUUCAAAGAGAGCGACGAGCUCUUCAGGAGAUACAGGACCCAGAGCCCACUGAUGAGCUUCGGGGCCAGCUUCGUCAGUUUCCUGAACGCCAUGAUGACAUUUGAGGAGGAGAAGAUGCAGACGGCCUGUGACGACCUAAGGACCACUGAGAAGCUGUGUGAGAGCGACAGCGCCGGAGUCAUCGAGACAAUCAGAAACAAGAUUAAAAAAAGUAUGGACUCCCAGAGGUCAGGCGUUGUGGUUGUGGACCGCCUACAGAGACAGAUUAUUGUUGCCGACUGUCAGGUGUACCUCGCCGUGCUCUCCUUCGUCAAGCAGGAACUUUCAGCUUACAUCAAAGGAGGCUGGAUUCUGCGCAAGGCGUGGAAAAUGUACAAUAAGUGCCACAGUGACAUCAGCCAGCUGCAGGAGGCCUGUCAGCGCAGGUCCUCUGUCCACCAGGGGUCCCUCUCGACCGACAACGCCAACCACAACGCACCGGUGGAGAACUGCGUGACAGCCGAGGCCCUGGACCGGCUCAAGGGCUCCGUCAGCUUCGGCUACGGCCUCUUCCACCUGUGCAUCUCCAUGGUACCGCCACACCUGCUAAAGAUCAUUAACCUGCUGGGUUUCCCUGGCGACCGUCUCCAGGGUUUGUCCUCCCUUAUGUAUGCGAGUGAGAGCAAGGACAUGAAGGCACCACUGGCUACGUUGGCCCUCCUGUGGUACCACACAGUAGUGCUGCCUUUCUUUGCUCUGGAUGGCUCUGACACACAUGAGGGGUUACUUGAAGCCAAAGCUAUUCUGCAGAGGAAGUCAGUGGUUUACCCCAACUCAUCCCUCUUCAUGUUCUUUAAAGGACGGGUUCACAGGCUAGAGUGCCAUAUCAACAGUGCUUUGGCCUGUUUCCAUGAUGCAUUAGAGCUUGCAUCAGACCAAAGAGAGAUCCAGCAUGUGUGUCUCUAUGAGAUUGGUUGGUGUAGCAUGAUAGAGAUGAAUUUUGAAGAUGCAUACAGGUCAUUUGAAAGACUGAAGAACGAGUCGCGUUGGUCACAGUGCUACUAUGCCUACUUGACCGGAGUGUGUCAGGGUGCUGCAGGUGACCUGGAUGGAGCAAGUGGAGUUUUCAAAGAUGUGCAGAAGCUGUUUAAGAGAAAAAACAACCAGAUAGAGCAGUUUGCUGUCAAAAGGGCUGAGAGAUUGAGAAAGAUCUCGCCCACCAGAGAGCUAUGCAUCCUCGGUGUCAUUGAAGUGCUGUAUCUGUGGAAAGCGCUCCCAAACUGCUCGUCAUCUAAACUGCAGAUAAUGAAUCAGGUGUUACAGAGUUUAGAUGAGGCUUCGUGCAGAGGCCUGAAACACCUACUUCUUGGUGCUGUUCACAAAUGUCAUGGAAAUAUGAGGGAUGCUAUUCAGUCAUUCCAGCUGGCUGCUAGAGAUGAGUACGGACGGCAGAUCAACUCGUACGUUCAGCCAUAUGCUGUCUAUGAGCUUGGAUGUAUACUUCUUGCAAAACAGGAGACUCUGGGAAAAGGGAGAUCAUUGCUACUUCAAGCAAAGGAGGAUUUUACAGGCUACGACUUUGAGAACAGGCUUCAUGUCCGCAUUCAUUCAGCCCUGGCAUCUUUGAAGGAAGUAGUGCCUCAGUGACUCCAGGAAAGAAUGGGAAGCUACGAUGGCUAAAGCAAUGCUCAUGGCUUUUUACACCAUGUUUUAAGCCAUUCAGAAUAACUGUAUCAUCCCAGUGAACAGACUCAUGUGUUCUUCAUUCUUAAAGGAUUUGGGGAAAUUCACUUGUUAGUCAUCUUAACCUGGCAAACUGAUAUGAAGUGUCAUCUUUAUGCAUCUUGUACAGAGAUAUUACAUAUAGGGAAUAAGGUAAAUAGAAAUGGCUAGCCAAGGUAUGGCUAGCAAGUUAAAAACUAUGGCUAAAAACUUGACGUCGCGGCACCGCCAUCAUCUUUGCUUGGGGAAAAGGAGGUGUGUAUUCUGUGGUCUGCAUGCUGCAUAAUCUUGAGUGAGCUUUAGUUUCUUAUUCUUUCUGGUCAGUUUCACAACCUUGAGUUACAUUUGGAUUGAAGAAUACUGAGGGAUUGAAGUCCUUCAUUGGGUGAUUUUAAGGAAAAAUGAGAAAGAAAACUCACUGCGAUUGGCCUUGAUUCAUGCCUUCGGUUAUCUGACAUGAUACCACAACCUUUGUGCUAGCUUAAUAAGAUGACUGAAGUACGAGUAUGAAUAAAGUACUUUUAAACGGGCCAUGCCUGGGCUUCUAAUGACCACCAAAAUGUGAGACCAAACACACAGGCUCAGAGUGUAACUAUUAAACCAUUAUGAUAUGACUCACUGGUGUUAGAUUUGUUUAUUAUUCUCACCUGUUAUUAAAUGGGUAGAGCAGACAUAAAUGUGAUUUGACUUGGGCCAUCAGAGUCUGUUUUGGUUGACACUCCUAUUGGUGUUUACUCGAGCCCUCCUGAUGGCCACCAGCCACUUUUUCCCUUGCAAUUCCUCAGCUGGUUUGAUAUGAAACUGCAGGCUUUGGUCUUGUUAGUCAAACAACCAGUCACAAAGCAGCUCUUUGGCAUGUUGGUGUGUUGGCGUCACAAAAAAAUAAUCUUAAUUUGCAGCUUUUCUGAGCAGUUACCAGAAGACACAUUUAGUGUUGUCAAUUUUUGUUCACUUUGCUAGAGCUAAUCUAGCUGUAUCCCCUUGCUUUCUGCCUUAGCACUAAGCUAAGCUAAACACGUCCCUGCUUAUUUCUGAACAGGAUACACAGAGAUGACAUUAAUAUCAAACCUUGACACCGGGCAAAAUAACAAACAAGCAUAUUUCCUCAAAUCUCUAACUGUCUAACUGUUACUUUCUUUGAGUGUUUACCACACCCAAAUGUAUUAGCUAGUGAGUAAGAAUUUUCUUCUUUAACUUGUGUAUUUGGAGGAUUUCAGUCAUGCCUCCUUUCAGUGAGCAAUCCACCACAUGAAAAUAACAUUUUAAUGAGAUCAUAUUUCCUUUAACAGUUACUUUACAAUGAGUAAUAAAAGAUCAAGGUAUUGGUGUUUUUCUUUAAAGUGGAAACAGACAACUCUUAGCUUUUUUAAGUAGUGUUUUUGUUGGCACCAGAGAUGCAAAGACAGCCACAUUGCUUUGCAUUUACCUCAGAGCUGAGCAACGGGGCAGUCUGUCUUUUUCACACUUACCUCCGAUGCUCCGCUGCCCAUCAUUUCCACUACUGGGGAUUGUAACUGCAAAGAACGGACACCGAUACUCUUUGGUAAUUGGGAAUAGCAACCAAUAGCUACUGGGUGCUAUCCUCGUCCUCUUUGGGUCGCACAAUGGUUCAUACACUUCUUUUGUGCCAUAAAUGGAGCCUUCAGCUUUGAAAAGCGAGAUCCUGUAGUGCAGGCCUCCAGAGAUGGCUUGCAAGCUACAAACAGACAAAACAAAAUAUUCUUAGAUGAGCAAGAAAUCAUCGAGUGUACCAGAAAAGUACACUGCCUGACAACAGUAGUAAACACAGACGUACUGCCAAACAUUGCAGUUGUGUACUAUAAUUCCAAUUGUUGCUUAUCUCAAAGUCAAAAUUAUUUUGUACAGCCUUGUUUCCAAGGGGAACUGCUUUUAUAGUGAUCCCUCAUUAUAAGCCAGCAGCAAAAUAAUCAUCUUUCCCCAGUGUGGUUGCUAUUUCUAUCCAAGAAUUGAAGGUCAAGUGACUGUCCCUGUGGCCUCUCAAUGAACAGUUAUAGAGAAGCCUGUACGGGCAAACCUGCUCAGCCAGUUUUCCCUUGAAUGGGUCACUGUUGAACUGAAAAAUUGCAGUGCCCGUAGUGGGCGCCUAGUUUUUGUUGCUCAAACAAGAGACGAAACAACUUUCAUAGCCUUUGCACUUGAAACAAAAGGGGCAAUCAUUUCAUUUAUGGUGCACAAAGCUCAUGCUGGGAAUGCUAGAGGCUUCACCUCUGGGGCUCCGAAAAUCAAAUUAUGUUUGUCUUUUUUAUGACUAAACAUUCAGUCACACAGUAACAUACGACUGUUAAUGUUUUUUGUGGCGUUUUCUUUUACGAGGCCAUUUUAUAGACAGUGCUCCCCUCCUCACGUGCAACUGUUCCACCAAAACAAAUUCGCCCUGAUGAUUUUGCAAGAAAACGGUCGAUGCAUCCUGGGCUUAGCUCCGCCCAAGACGACUGUGAUUGGUUAAAGAAACAAAAACAAGCCUGAGAGUUUUUUUCCUCCCUUAUAGCUGAAAAAAAUAAGACUGACAUAGUGCUGUGGAGAUCUGGCUAUGCAAGACUUGUGAAAGCAAGGCUGAAAGGGAACCAAGCUAAACGCUUAAAUUUAUUCUUUAGCUGUUACAUGAUGCAAUCACCAUUAAAUUAAAGCAAAAAACUUGUCUGUUUCCACUUUAAAACAUGCAGACGACAUUGGAGCAUCAAUAAUGAUCACAUAUCAUGAAGAAGAAAAGGGAAUAAUAAGUCAAAUUUAAUAUCUGAUUUGAUAUAUUCUCAUAAAGGACUCCAUGGGUUGUUAAUUUUUCAGCAGUUAUCAGCAGUAGUGCUUUUCCCAAUUAAAUUGUCAAACAUCUGCUUGUCAAAUUGCAAACACAAAGGGGCCACUUAUGAUAUCCACGAAGGAAAUCAAAUGACAAACUUGUAGUUGAAUUAGUUCCUUUGGGAAUAGUUAAAUAAAAAAAAAUGUCACCAGUCACCGAAAAUCACAAGUAGUUACAACUCGGCUGCUGUGAGUUAGUUAUUCACAUUCAAGUAGUUAGACAUCAUACAUUUGAAGUGAGUGAGUAGUCACCACACUUUAAUGCCCUAAUGAAGUUUUUUAUGGGGCAUUGAUCCUGUGCACUAUGCAUGGUAUGGCAGGGUAACAGUGGCUUUAAGACUGUACUGAAGUCAAAUGUACCUGUAUGUCCAUUCCUGCAAACACAUGUAUAAGGUAUUAUGAUACAGUACACUCUGUGCUGUAAUGUUACCGUUGAAAGGUGCUGUUAAAUGUCAGCCUAAUAAUCAUAUAUUACUAGUGACUCCUUUUUAAUAGUGUUUUAGUGAAACAAGCUUUUGAAUUAGUUCAUAAUAGUGACAAGUUUAUUUAUUACAUAACAGAAGUUGUACUUUUGCAAGUGUCAUUUGCAGUAUGCUAUUUUAGUUUCAAGUCCUGUGAUGGCCAGCAGGAUACACUGACUCAAAAAUAUGAUCUUGAAUUGGAUAAAGGUUAAUAUUUCUGUGAUUUUAACGAACGUUCUCUUCACAGUUUCACACUGUACAUAUGAUUCAUUCUGUGCAGGGUAUUGCCUUUUAUUAAUGAGCACUCUUUUUGUCAUGCAAGCAAUAUAAGCGACAGGAGGGCAUCUCACAGUAAUUUACAGAGGCUUUCAAACAUCUGUGUUUUUAAUCCCAUGUUUAAGGUUGUGGUAAAUUUGUUUUGCUCACGCUAAGCUGAUUUGACAAAGCCAGUCAUCCCCUGUGGCUGUGAUGGAUGUUAAACUGUGGUAAAUGUUGAGGUGACCGCCGUGCGAGUGGGCAGUGCGGUGCAAGUACCGGUGAAAUGUCAGUAACCUACCUGCUGUACCAAAAUACUUCUGUCACUGAAAGAAUUCUCCCUUUUGUCAUGAGAUUUUGUUUAAAUGGGGUUAUAUGUCAGGAUGGUGGUGGUCCAAUGUGUCACUGAACUCUACAAUAAACUGUUCUUCA